GUUUAAAACUGUGCGAACCUCAUCUGCAAUGGUUAAAAUAUAAUCAGGAACCAUGGACCGAUGUUGUUGAACAUUGGGAGGCAAGUCGACUUGCUAGAAUAAUGGAUAUGACUACACACAAGGAUGGAAAUGUUCAUCUCAUUUUUACGAAAUGGCCAAUUUUAAAACAUCCGCAGGGUUACAAACUGAUCGAAUCUGAUUAUACUGCACAAUUCGGAAACAUACUUUCUAUAUACAAUGAAUGGCCAGAGUUUUCACGAAAAAUAUAUGCUCUCAUGAAAAUUGAAAUUAAAGAUAAAGUAUAUGAGGAACAAUUAAACCAAAUAAAUGAAAAUACAUCAGAAGAAGAAAGAAAUAUUAGACUCUUAAAACUAUUGCCAGCAUUAUGUAUCCCAACAAUGAGAAUUCGUAAAGGUACGAGAAGCAUGAAGCCUACAAUAAGUGAAUCAUUAAAUUCUUUUAUUUUAUCAGUAAAUAGUUUUGCUGAUUUUGAACGUGAUAUUGAACGUCAAAGGAAUAGAGCAGCUGCGUUAAAUUUGACUCUGCAACCAUUUAUUAUUUUCGUGGGACGUGACGCUAGCUCAGUUAACGCAUACUACGUUUGCAUUGAUAAAACAUUAUACAAAAUUGAAAGUGCUCUUAAAGCUGUCGACGUAUGCUACAAGUGCUUUUUUGUAUUGCAUGCGUGCUAUCCUAAAGAAUCUCAACAAAUAUGGCUUCUGAUACAAAAAUGUUUGUAUAAUAUGACAACUGAGCACGAUGUAUGCAAUAGCAAAGUUACAUCCAUCGAAAUGGCUUUAAGGAAGAUGUGAAGAGAUUAUUUCUUUAUUAUUAUUUUUUAAUAUUUUUAUUUUACGAUAAUGAUUUUACGAUAGAGAUUAUUUCUUUAUUAUUUUCUUUUAAUAUUUUUAUUUUACGAUAAUGAUUGAUUGAAACACCCGA
This is a messenger RNA of Temnothorax curvispinosus, 942 nucleotides long. RefSeq lists its product as uncharacterized. The record is from RefSeq and is a predicted model, not a curated record. The transcript is spliced from 4 exons. The annotation marks the transcript as partial. NCBI's taxonomy places the organism in Eukaryota, Metazoa, Arthropoda, Insecta, Hymenoptera, Formicidae.